Messenger RNA from Hydra vulgaris (swiftwater hydra), 6180 nucleotides. RefSeq names its product HEAT repeat-containing protein 5B. Gene Ontology annotation, biological process: intracellular protein localization; retrograde transport, endosome to Golgi; endocytosis. Lineage: Eukaryota; Metazoa; Cnidaria; Hydrozoa; Anthoathecata; Hydridae. The record is from RefSeq and is a predicted model, not a curated record. Gene Ontology annotation, cellular component: membrane; endocytic vesicle; Golgi apparatus.
CCCUGUGUAAUAAGUAGACGAUCCUGCAAAAUGUUAUAAAUUAAGAAGUUUUUUGCAUAAAGUUUUUUUUAAAUAUGGAAAAUCUUGAAACAUGGCUAGCAGAAGAAAACUCAAUUAUUCAAAAGGAAGACAGUGAAAAGCAAGUAUAUUUGUAUGACUGGCUUUAUAGACUCAAUGAAUAUCUUCUUAGUAAAGGUUCUUCAGAGCAGGGUGAAUUAAAAAGUAUACAACCAAAGAUCAUCACUACUCUUCAUAAAAUUGUUGAAAUUAACUGUAGCCCUACAACUAGAACACAAUUAGCAAAAUGUUUUGCAACUGUUUAUCAUACUGGAACAACAUUGGGUUUGUUUGACAGUGUAAGCAAAUGCAUUGACCUAAUCAAAAGUCGAGAUGACUCACCUAACCAGCUUCCAGUGAAGUUAACUGCAAUAUGCUGCAUGGGAAGCAUUUAUAGAAAACUUGGAAGGAUGGUAGGAGCACUUUUCGAUGCAGCUUUACAAGUGUUGCUUAAGCUUAUAUACAAAGCAGAGCCACAUGCAAAAUGCGAAAUUCUACUGUGUUUUGAAAACAUGUUACAUGGAAUGGGUAGUGCUUCAAAAGAUGGCCAUAAAGACAUUUGUAAAGCUUGCAAAGCCACCCUUAUUGAUAAGUGUUUGCCAGUGCGUUGGGCAGGUGCAAAGUGCGCCUUGGAGUUAACAAAACAUGCAGAUUUUAUGUUUACAUCAGAAUUAGACUCAAUGGUAUCUGCAUGUCUCAGAGGUUUGGAAGGUUCAAACUAUGAUGUCAGAGUUCAAAUUGCACAGUUGUUUGGUGUUUUAAUGGCUGGUUCCCAGACUCACCAGCCUCCAAGUGGAGUCACUAAAGGAAAAAAAACUACUGAAGAUAUGUUUAAUAUUAUGGCUUCAGCAUUUUUAAAAGGUGGUAGUGGCUUCCUUAGGAAUGGUGUUGAAUCUGGUAUGAAUCGUGAGAUACGAAUUGGUGUUACUCAGGCUUAUGUUGUUUUCUUCAGAGAAAUGGGUUCAAUUUGGGUUGCAAAACACUUGGGAGAAAUAAUUUCUCAUAUUUUGGAAUUAGUAGCAAGUCAAAAAUCAACUUCAUCGCAUAUAGAUAAUGUUUAUUCUCGAAAGUGCAUUUCUUUCAUUUUAAAUUCUGUGCUUUGUGGUAUGCUUCCAGAAUCUUCAAAGAUUCAAGCCAUCAAAGAACUUUGCAAAAUUAUUUUAAAGCAAAUAGAGGUCAUUCAUGGGUUGAUAACAUCUGAAAAUAAUUCUGAAUUGAUUAUUUCUAAUAUGGAUGUACGAAGUACUCAAUAUGUUCUUGUCUGCGCAUUAUCUGAGUUAAGCAAUCUUAUCCUAGCGCUUACAUCAUCUAUUAAAUCCAUAAUGGAAGAAAUUGUUGACGCUGUUUUUUCAACACUUACUCACCCAGCACCAGCUGUUUGGCUAUCUGCUGCAUGGUGCAUUAGAUCUUGCGGUAUCGCUCUUCCGUCUAAUAUUACUCAUUUAAUUGACCAAUGUGUAAAGAAGAUGAAAACACUGCGCUUUUCUGCAGACACAGUUGCAGGAUAUGGUUACACAUUAUCAGGUAUUAUUGGUGGAUUACACAUGUGCCCUCUUGGUUUACCUUUUAAAAAAGCUCAGGCUGUAUUUAUUUUUACUGAGGAAAUUUUUAAAAGUGCUUCCACCAAUAGUAAGCUGCUGCAGACUGGUUGGGUUUUGUUGGGAAGCUUGUGUACACUAGGACCUUCUUUUGCAAAAAAAAAUCUUCCAAGUAUGCUUGACUUAUGGAUGUCUGUCUUUUCAUUUGAAAAAAGUGAUCCAAAUGUCGACAAAGGUAAAGGAAAUGUAAAGACCUGGCAACUCACAAUAGAAAAUCGAGCAAAUGCACUGUGCUCUAUGUCUAGUUUUAUUAAACAUUGCAAGAGUUUAUUGGUACCAGACGUUUUGAAGAAAGUAAUGAUUCCUGUUGAAUCUGCUCUGUCUUUUUUAUUACAGUUUCAAAUGUUGUUGAAAAUCCAUGGACCGCAGUUAAGACCUGCAAUUGCUAUGUUUAAAUCACGCUUAUAUUGCAUCCUUCUUAUGUUACCUGCAAAUCUUUUUGAAGGCUUUUUUACUCCAUUAUUACGAAAUUUGGCUGCAGAUUUUACAUUGGUUGAUCAAGGUUCUGUUACUACUUCUUUGUUACAAUCUUUGUGUCAUAAAGAUGACAAUAUUUUACUUGGUUCAUGGGUUCAAGAAACUGAUUAUAAAGAUGUUGAAGAACAGCUUCAACUUAAUAGUGCUGCUGGAUCAGGAGCCCUUGAACAUGAUUCAUUUUGUAUAUACUCUAAUCUUUCUGAGGGAGAAAAGAUUCCUGGUCCUCUACCACUCGGAGUUGCUGUAGUUGAUGCAGCAAUUAACUUAUUUGGUAAAUUGUUCCCAUACUUACCCAGCAAACAUUGUGCACAACUGAUGAAUCAUUUUAAUGACUGCAUUAUCAAGAAUAAAGGUGCAAGGCAGCAAGCUAUACAUACUAAUAUUUUUACAGCUUUCUUAGCAGCAUUAAAGAACCUAUCAGAUAGUAAAUCAUCUUUUGAUGAUACAACCACUCUGACACAUGCUAAAACGCUUAUUCUAGAAGCUCUUGGAAACACAGACAACAUCUUAAGAUGCGCUGCUGGAGAGGCAUUAGGAAAGUUGGCACAAGUUAUGAAUGACAGAAAUUUUGUUGCACUAAUGGCUCAAAAUAGUUUUGAUAAAUGUCAAAAAAUGUCUGAUGCCUAUGUUAGAACUGGUCAUGCUCUAUCACUCGGUUGUUUACAUCGCUAUGUUGGGGGAAUGGAAUCUGGUCAACAUUUAGGAAAUAGUGUAUCCAUAUUAGUGGCCUUAGCUAAAGAUGUUUCAUCUUCUCUAGUUCAGGUAUGGUCAUUGCAUGGGUUGACUUCAAUUGCAGAUUCCGGUGGUCCAAUGUUUCGAACAUAUGUUGAUCAGUCAUUUUUCACUGUGAUUGACCUAAUGCUGAAUACUCCUUCAUCUGCAAUAGAGGUGCAUCAUUGUCUUGGAAAGUGUGUUAAUGCACUUAUUACUGCUAUUGGACCUGAAUUACAAGAUGACUCAAAAAAGAUGUUGCGUACACGAAUGUUUUGUAUGUCUGCAUGUUCAAUUAUGCAAAACCACCCUGAUUCUUUUGUACAAUCAGAGAGUAUUCAUUGUUUACAACAACUUCACUUAUUUGCUCCAGAUCUUGUCAACUUAAGCAGUCUAGUUCCAUUUUUGUGUAACAUAUUAUUAAGUCCACAUCUUUUACUCAGGAAAGCCAGUAUUGAGUGUCUUCGUCAGUUAGCUCAUAGGGAAGCAAAGGAUAUCAGUCAGUGGAGCAAAAGUACAAUUGCUAACAAUCCUGAUAUUGUUAAAAAGAUGUUUAAUGCAAACUAUGGUCUGGAAGGCCUUUUGUUUAGUUUAUUGGAUGCAGAAGUUGAUAUUUACAUACUGAAACACAUUCGUGAAAUUAUUUCAAGCUUACUUAUAGCACUUGUAGAUAAAGAGCUUAAAAGUUGGUUGAGUCUUUGUAAGCAAGUUGUACUUGCUUCAAAUAUCAAUGAAGAACAAAAUGAAAAUUUUGGUUCUGGUGCUGGUGCUGCUGAUGAAGAUGAAGAAGAAGAUGGUCAAAUUGUGCUUAAUUCAAAAUCAAAUGAUACACCUAUUAUUACUCCAAAAUGGCCAACCCGUGUUUUUGCAAUGGAAUGUCUUCGAAUGAUUAUUGAUGUGUGCAAGAAUUAUACUGAGCAUAUGGAUUUAAAAGAAGCAAGGAAACUAAAAAACAAUGAAAAUGAGUAUUUGGUGAUGCAGUUAUCUGAGCUUGUUCGAAUGGCUUUUAUUGCUGGAACAUCUUCUAAUGAUCUCCUUAAAUUAGAAGGAAUGAAAAUGUUGCAGGAUGUGGUUGUUUUAUUUGCGAAUGUUCCUGAUCCUGACACAAACAAUGAACAGCUAAUAUUAGAACAGUUUCAAGCCCAGGUUGAUACUGCUUUAAGACCAGCCUUUGCUUCAAACGUUCCUCCAGAUGUUACUGCUAUGGCAUGUGAGGUUUGCUCUUCCUGGAUUGGUUUUGGUAUAUCAAAAAAUGUUGCUGAUGUAAGAAGGAUUCAGCAACUUCUUGUAAAUUCCUUAGUGAAGAUAGGAAAAGUUGAUGAUGUCAACAGAGAGUUGUACAGUGAAAGUGCUUAUACUCUUGAAAAUUUAGCUGUCCUUAAAGCCUGGGCUCAAAUAUAUAUUAUGGCAAUGAAUAAUGAAAAGGAAUUGAAAUCUUCAGAUGAAAAUAUUAGUUUGGGUUGUCUAUUAGAUCUAAUUAAAGGAGAUUUAAGAUUGCUGGUAAAGCAUUGGCUGAAUGCAUUAAAAGAUUUUGUUAUUUUAACGCUGCCUCAACAGUAUGAGUCACAGCUACCUCAACAAGGUGGCGUGUUUUAUAGUUCAGAAACUGCAGACUCUGUUCGACCACAUUAUAAAUUGUGUUGGCCUCCAAUUGUGCAUGCUACUGCCUUAUGGUUAUCUUCGGUUUCAUUCCAGAAUUCCACUGAAGUGUUAGUUGGUGCAGAACAUGAAGUGAAAACCCUUAAUGCAAUUGAUCCUGUGAAAAAGACGAUAGAGGAAGUUAACACUGAUCGUUUUUAUUUGCUUUCUGGUAUAUGUGUAGAAGCUAUGUGCUCUCCUUUGUCUUUGUAUCCCGUUGGAACAAUUGAAGCAUGUGCAAGCUCAUUUAAUGCACUUCUUAGUUCACAUUUUGGUCGCUGUAUUAUUGGAAACAAUAAGAUUCUAUCUAUCGAAUUACUUACAGUGCUACAUCGUUUAUUGCUGUCGCGAGAUGAACCUUCAUUCCAAUUAAUUGUUUUGGAAAUCGUUUUUAAAUGUUCUACAGCAUUAGGUGAGUCAAGUGAACCAACAGAAGAUGAAAUUGUUGUCAAGAAGAGUGUUUUGUUUAAUAUAUUAGAAAUAUGUUGCUAUAUGGUAAAAAGGUACGCUUAUUCAGUUAUGCCAGAAGAAAUUUGGAAAUCACUGCGAACUCCAAGGAAAUUAGAAUUUUCUGCAUCAAUAAUGGAAGUUCUUGCUUUCGUUUCAUCUAUCCUUUCUGGUAUACCAAAAUUGUGCACAUUUUCAUCUAGUGUUGUAUGUUUGCCAACAAUUUUGUUUUUGUUAUCCUCUAUUUUUAAAUAUAUUGUAUUAAACAUAAAUGAAAACUUUUCGCAUGAGAGUUUUUUGAGAACUGCUUUAACUACAUUAACCCAAAGUUUUAAGGAGGUAAUUACUUCGCCUCACGCACUUCAUGAAGAAAACAAAGAGGUUUGGGGGAGCCUCAUACAAAGUUGUCUGCUAUCAGUUCUUCAAACAGCUAAUGCAUACACACCGUGCGAUAAUGCAACUCACUCCGUAAUUAUAACAGUUUGGGAGAAUAUUAUGAUUGUUGUAUCUGUUUUUGUUUUAUUUUCACCGAGCAAUAUUAGUAAUUCAAUGCUUCUUUCUAGUUGCACAAAUCUCUUUUCAGGUUGCAUCCAAAAAGCUCCCUCAAAACUUCGUUUAUUAACUUUAAAAAUUGUUGGAAGCAUCAUUAAAUCUCCAAUAAGCUGUCUGUCAAUUCCAUUUAUCCAUGAAUGUAUUCCACUAGUUUAUGAUAUCCUUGAAACUACGCAUUCAAAGCGACCUGGAUCGGAGUCUGAACUGUUAUGCUGCAAGGAAAGCAUCAAUCUGAUUGAAUUUAUUCUUUCUAUAGUUGAAGAAGAUAAACGUACUCUUGUGAUGUCAGUUUAUAUUCCAGCAUUAGUCCCACUUUUGUAUGAUUCAACAUCGUUAGGAAAAGCCAAUAGCUUUUCUAGAUCGCUUCAUGAUUUUUGUAUACAACGAUUAACGGCUACUGGGCCUUUAUACCCAAUAUCUUUCAAAACGUGCAUGGCCAACUUUCCCGAACUCAAAAGUAAGCUAACUGAAGGUAUAAAAGCAAACGAAUCUGUAAAGCAAAAGAAAAAUAUAAUCAAAGGUAAUGAUGUACAACCGCAAAUCAAACUAAAAAUGGACUUUAGUAAUUUUAAAUAAAAUCUCUAAAUAAAUUUAUUUGUAAAUUUUGUGUGAUGAAUUGUUUCGUCAUUAUUCGACCUAAUGUAUUCUUUAAUAUAUAAAAUGUAUUUUAUUUUUUGUAUUAAAAUAAACAAAACUUCAA